Molecule: messenger RNA, 204 nt
Organism: Recurvomyces mirabilis
Lineage: Eukaryota; Fungi; Ascomycota; Dothideomycetes; Mycosphaerellales; Teratosphaeriaceae
Exons: 2
Coding region: 1-204 (67 amino acids)
Source: RefSeq, a predicted model, not a curated record
AUGUCUCGACCAAGUGGCCUCAUCGCCAACAAGGGUUUGGAGCUGUUGACCUUUGGCACGCCCAAUGGCCAUAAGGCGUCUAUCAUACUCGAGGAGAUCAAGGAGGCCUAUGGCAAGCCCGACUAUGUUUACCAAUCGAUCAGUAUCAUGGAGAAUAUCCAGAAAGAGUCAGCAGCGAUCGAAGCAGAUUUCAGACACAUCUAA